Messenger RNA from Mandrillus leucophaeus (drill), 1149 nucleotides. RefSeq names its product clarin 3 (gene CLRN3). The coding region runs from base 164 to 844 and encodes 226 amino acids. The transcript has 3 exons. The record is from RefSeq and is a predicted model, not a curated record. Lineage: Eukaryota; Metazoa; Chordata; Mammalia; Primates; Cercopithecidae.
AAUGUCCAUUAGCAUAACCCUUCCUUAGGAAGAGUGAGAUUUUAUAUUUGACAACAAAGUGUUAGACUCUAUUUCUAAGUACUAGACUUCAAAUGAUAAGGUCCAAAAGUGUUAUAAGAAGAUAUUCAUUUUUUUGUCCUGGAGAACUUAUUUUCCUGUGAAAAUGCCUACCACAAAGAAGACAUUGAUGUUCUUAUCAAGCUUUUUCACCAGCCUUGGGUCUUUCAUUGUAAUUUGCUCGAUUCUUGGGACACAAGCAUGGAUCACCAGUACAAUUGCUGUUGGAGACUCUGCUUCAAAUGGGAGCAUUUUCAUCACUUAUGGACUUUUUCGUGGGGAAAGUAGUCAAGAAUUGAGUCACGGACUUGCAGAACCAAACAAAAACUUUGCAGUUUUAGGGAUACUGAAUAAUUCUUCCCAAAAAACUCUGCAUUUGGUGACUAUCCUGUUCCUGGUCCUGAGUUUGCUCACGUCGCUGCUGAGCUCUGGGUUUACCUUCUACAACAGCAUCAGCAACCCUUACCAGACGUUCCUGGGGCCGAUGGGGGUGUACACCUGGAACGGGCUCAGCGCAUCCUCCGUUUUUGUGACCAUGAUACUGUUUGUGGCGAACACACAGUCCAACCGUCUCUCUGAAGAGUUGUUCCACAUGCUUUACCCGACAACCGCCAGUAAAGGAACGACCCACAGUUACGGAUACUCGUUCUGGCUCAUACUGCUCAUCAUUCUUCUAAAUAUAGUCACUGUAACCAUCAUCAUUUUCUACCAGAAGGCCAGAUACCAGCGGAAGCAGGAGCAGAGAAAACCGAUGGAAUAUGCUCCAAGGGACGGAAUUUUAUUCUGAAUUCUCUUUCACCUCAUUUUGGCAUUGCCUCUGUUUUACAUCAGCCCUGAGUAGUAACUGGUCAGCUUCUCUGGACAAUUCAGCAUGGUAACGUGACUGUCAUUGAUGACAGUGUUUGUGUUUCGUGACACUGUAUUCUUCAUUGAUGCUGUACUCCUGAAAAGUUUCUCCCACAAGGUUGGGGAAAAUGAAUGGGAAAUAUAGCCCGUCUGUGUGGCUUUCAAAGCAGUAGCAUCAUGACGAGCGUAACGACCCUUCUGACCUGGUCUCACGAUCUGAAAUAAUAAAAGGUUGUGUCAUGUUUC